Messenger RNA from Schizophyllum commune H4-8, 2197 nucleotides. RefSeq lists its product as uncharacterized. The record is from RefSeq and is a predicted model, not a curated record. Lineage: Eukaryota; Fungi; Basidiomycota; Agaricomycetes; Agaricales; Schizophyllaceae. Bases 133 to 2025 code for a protein of 630 amino acids. The transcript is spliced from 3 exons.
CUCAGUCAUCGCACAAUCUAUCUCCCAAAUUCUACUCUUGAUCUAAUCCUCGCUGUAUCUAUCUAUACGCUUAAGAGAGUGUCUCCACAACCAAAUUCGCUCCGCAACGCGCCUAGGGUCUUUGAGCACACCAUGAGGAGCAUUAUCUGGCAGAAGUUCUCGCUCGCGUAUCCAGCACUGGACAAGUCACUCAAAAUACCUUUCCGCAUUCUGUCACCACCGCUCUCUCGACUUCUCUUCUAUUAUAUCGGCACGUCUCGCAUACCCCUACACCCGCUGGAUGGCAAAGCUGCAGAAAUAAUCUCCGAAGGUCUGGAUGCUCUACAGAUAUACUCGAUGUUCUGUGUCGACAUCAACAAUGCUCCUCCGUCUACCCAGUCGAUGCUCCUGGCGCAUUUUUCAUCCGUUUGGAAGUGGAUCGUCUUUCUCAGCCCAGCCUCUCAUAAUCUCCGCGACCUCGACGUACCUUACAAGAUGCGUGAUAAUACGUGUCUUUUCUCCGAGGAUGGCUUUGUGUGCUCGCCUCUCGCAAACCGCAUGGGAGUCUGCUCCGAUAUCCUCGAAAAUCUCGUCACCAACGAUCUCGCGGUCAAAGCCAUGGUCGCGCAGCCGGACUUCUUUCCCGAACUCUUCGCGCUCAUCACUCACAUCCCAAAACUGAACAAGGAGAUAGCCUCCAUCAUGCAUCGUCUCUUCUACACCUUCCAGCAGCUUGUCUGCAAUAAGGACGCAUCCGUGGCUACCUGCGCAUGGGAAGCACUGAUGCGCUUUGAGGACGAGCACCCCGGCCUCUUCGCCGGCGUCAUGAUCGGCCGCCUCUCGUGGUUCUUCAACCCCAAAGGCACGUGCUCCGGCGACGACUACCACCUCACGGCCUACUCCGAACUUGCGCCGCGCAUCGCCACCGAUGCAACGCUCCUACGCAAUCUCGCGGCGACCAAAGCGCACAUUACGCUCGUGCGUAUCUCGGUACUGGUCACGACCGUGUUCGCGUGGCUGGAGGCCGAGCCCCAUCAGCACUAUGUUCUCUGCCUGUGGAUGGAGUUCCUCGGGUGCAUCCUCGGGCAGCGUGAAGGACAAAGGCGGACGCGAUCUAUGCUUGUCGAGUGUCUGGACUGCGGGCUCCUGGUUUUCCUGUACCGCAUCCUCACUGUGAGGCUGGAAGAUAUCCGCGAGGAUUCUCGGGAGCAUGCGGCGAACUGCAAAGCGCUCGUUGUCCGGUUCAUGGACGACGUCGUCAUCCCUAUGGCUGUUUGGCCCGCAGUGCUCUACGCGCUUCGUCGAUCUGUGGCCCGCGGCAAGGUGCUGCUCGACUCUUCAACCCUUGCAUGCCAGGACUCGUUGCAGUGGCGGACGCUCUCGCGUCGAUUUGAGGACUAUGACGCGGCCCAUAAGGGGUUUAAAAAGUAUAUCGCAGAGCUAAGAUCCUGCGCGAAUAUCACGUGCCCUCGAUCUCACAAGAACCCGAAGCUCAAGCUGUGCGCGUGCGCCAGAGCAUUCUACUGCUCCAAAGCCUGUCAACAAGCCCACUGGCGCACAUCCCACGGCGCGUGCUGCUCUCGGGAUCACAACGGCUUGGUCACCGUCUUGUCAAGCGACAUUACGGUCGAAGCCCAGGACAUGCCAAACUUCUACCGCUUCCGCGACCUCUCGCCUAGCUGGCUCACCUACCUCGAUCGUGCUUUCUUCGCGACGUGCGCGCGCGACCAGAUCGCGCGCUAUGGGGACCCGAACAAGCUGCGCGAUAGGGUAUCGGGGAAGCUCCGUGGCGUGCGCUCCGUGCUCGUCGAUUUCUUCGUGGCGGGGAAGGUGAGCGCGGCGGGGAGGGAGCAUGCGGAGAUAACGUACGGCGCUUUCGACCUUGAGGUGGAGUGGGCGAAGAGGGAGCUGGGUAUCGUGGAGAGCGAGGAGCAGUUAGCGAUGGUAGCGGUUUGGGUCAGGGUGGGAAUCAGUGGUGGGCAGCCGAUGGUGAUGGAGGUUGGGGUGAUGUCGGCGACGGACUUGUUAGGGGAAAGGAGAGAUUGAGGCGGUUCAUGGACCGUCGACCUUCUUGUUUCGGAAGGACACUGAAGGUGCGCCGAAAGUGCCUAUCUGGCGAUACUAUAGCUCGCUUAAUUUCGUUCAUAUUCGUCGGCAUGUACCCUUGUUUAUCAAUCGCUGCGAAUGGCCAGUCGCCAGGAUGCAUGGUGUUCGCCGC